AUGAAAUCUCUAGCGCGACAGGGAAUUGGGAUUGAUAAGAGACAGGCUGCUGUGAUAAGUGUUGAACAGGAGGAUGUGUUGUGGAAAAAGGGAAUUUUAGGUGAGGACACCCCUCAAAAACUCCUAGACACUCUAGUGUAUCUGAUUGGUUUGAACUGUGCAUUAAGAGCUGGGGAUGAACACAGAAAUCUAAGGGUGGGACCGAAUUCACAGUUCUACCUGACCGAUACCGAAGAUGGGUGUAAAACUCUUAGGCCUAAAGAUGGCAAGUGUUCUGCUUUCUAUCUCCGACCACUCAGGUUUGUGAAAGAUAACACGUGGUUUGCUGACUGUCCUAUUGGUAAACAUCCUUUGAGAGGAACAGUCGGGCGAAUAUGCAAACUUGCUGGGUUUGCAGGAUUCUACUCCAACCACUCUCUGAGAGCAACAACAGCUACACGUCUCUACGACGCCGGUGUAGACGAACAGCUUAUUGCAGAGAGGACGGGGCAUAAAUCUGUAGCCAUUAGGAGUUACAAGAGAACAUCAUCUGAGAUGGAGGCCCGGGUUGAUGACAUAAUACAGAGGAAACGCCCAUCUGUCACAGCUGCAGCUACAGCCACAUCCACGACAUCGUCGCCCACGUUCUCGGUCUCCGCCCCUCCAUCCGCCACUGAACCCGCCACUGAACAUGCCACUGUAGUCCAAGAUGGAACUUCUUCCCCGCGAGAUCUUCAACUAGUUUUGAAAGAUGGUGUGACUCUGUCUCUUAAAUUUUGAAUUAAAAUAUAAUGUUAUUUGUG
Messenger RNA from Haliotis rubra (blacklip abalone), 782 nucleotides. RefSeq lists its product as uncharacterized. Bases 1 to 759 code for a protein of 252 amino acids. Gene Ontology annotation, molecular function: DNA binding. NCBI's taxonomy places the organism in Eukaryota, Metazoa, Mollusca, Gastropoda, Lepetellida, Haliotidae. The record is from RefSeq and is a predicted model, not a curated record. The transcript is spliced from 3 exons. Gene Ontology annotation, biological process: DNA integration; DNA recombination.